This is a messenger RNA of Amorphotheca resinae ATCC 22711, 3081 nucleotides long. RefSeq lists its product as hypothetical. Lineage: Eukaryota; Fungi; Ascomycota; Leotiomycetes; Helotiales; Amorphothecaceae. The coding region runs from base 1 to 2784 and encodes 927 amino acids. Gene Ontology annotation, molecular function: RNA binding; protein binding. The record is from RefSeq and is a predicted model, not a curated record. The transcript has 3 exons.
AUGAAAAAUGCCGGCGGCAUCGGAGCUUUGGGGAACCUCGCGCUGACUUCUGCGUUCCCCCUUCGCCCCGGUCAUGGGACACAGGGCAGAAAGAUUGCCGUCUACGCGAACUACUUCAAAAUCCAGACUGCCCCGAACUUGACCCUCACUCGAUACAGCGUCGAGGUGACGCCCGAAGCGACUGGGAAGAAGCUCAGGCGUAUCUUUCAACUCCUUCUUGAGUUGCCCGAGUUUGCUGGCGUUGGUACUGAAUGGAAGUCCAUGAUUAUAAGCCGCCAGCCCUUGAAUAUCCCGCCAGACUACCAUGUCGCCAUUCCUUAUCGUGCUGAGGGUGAAGAUGAGGCUCUGGAGCGCGCUAUCACCUAUACGGUGAGGGUCGUCACUCCAAUCUCUCUUGCUGUCUCGGACCUUGUCAACUACCUCUCGGCCACCUCCACUGGGCCUGCUUUCCCUCACAAGGCAGAAGUUCUCCAAGGUCUGAAUGCGCUUCUCGGUCACCAUCCCCAGUCACACGACGGUGUGGUUUCUAUCGGCCAGAAUCGUCACUUCUCUGUUGAUAGGAGCCAGCGGAACUUGCACAAUAUCCAGGUUCUCGGUGGCGGUCUGGAAUCUUUACGCGGGUACUUCCAAAGUGUCCGUCCCGCUACUGGCGGCCUCCUUCUUAACGUUAAUGUGACCCAUGGCGUUUUCUUCCAGCCUGAUCGUCUGAGUGAACUCUUUCCCAAGAUGGGGACUGGAAACCGGGUGACGCUAGAGAAAAAGAUAAAGCGCAUUCGUGUCAAAGUUAUCCAUCUUCCGGCCAAGAAAUCGAAGCAAACCAACCAGGAAAUUCCCCGGAUUAAGACCAUCUUCGGCUUGGCCCAUCCACAAGAUGGUCGCAGCGAUGAACACCCGCCACAAAUUGCAUCAUUUGGUGCAGGUCCAAGGGAUGUGAAGUUCUGGCUUGGAGAAGCCCCUCCGGCAGCAGGGACAUCCAAAGGCAAGGGCAAGCCACCCAAAAAACCCACGGGCCCUGCCCUGCCCACAAACAGAUACAUUUCUGUGUUUGACUAUUUCAAAGCGAAGUACCCGAACAUCCCAUUGAAAGAAAAUCUUCCCGUAGUCAACGUUGGGAAUAGAGAAAACCCCAGCUACCUUCCCGCGGAAGUGUGCGUUGUCCUUCCCGGGCAAACAAUCAAAAGAAGAUUGAGUCCAGACCAGACUCAGCAGAUGAUUACUUUUGCCUGCAGAAAGCCGUGGGAGAAUGGUACCUCUAUUGUUGAUGAUGGAAAGGCCGUUCUUGGGCUAAACCCGUCCCCGAAUUCGAUUUUGGUUGGGCGCAGCCUAAUCACCGUUGCUGCUCGUCUCUUACCUCCUCCUGCGAUCAAGUAUAAGGACUUGAGGAAUAGAGAGAUGUCCAUAGUCCCGAAAUUCGGAAGCUGGAACAUGAUCAACACCAGAUUUCACACGGCUAGUGCCCUUGGACCAUGGACAUAUAUCUGGUUCAAAUCGAACAGAGGGUCCACCCCGUUCAAUGAACGUCACGUUAAUGAUACUGUGAUGAAGUUUGCUGAUUUCCUGGCCAAUGCUGGUAUCAACGCUGACGGAUUUAUCCAACACCCUCCACCACCUGUCAUAACUCUACAGGAUGGCCUUGAAGGGGCCAACGACGAGGUGAUCAAGACAAUCUUCAGGCGAAUGUACGACGCAAAGUCCAGGCCGAGAUUUGUGCUUGUCAUUUUGCCAUAUAAUGAUGUUGCAAUCUACAACAGCAUCAAGACAGUUGCAGAUACCAAGGCUGGAAUUCACACUGUGUGCGUCGUUGCACAAAAGUUCAUGAAGCCCCAGCGACAAGAACAAUACUUCGGGAACAUCUCGCUGAAGUUUAACCUCAAAGCAGGAGGGAUCAACCAGACUCUCGACCCAAAACAACUCGGCAUCAUUGCCGAAGGGAAGACGAUGGUUGUGGGCCUCGAUGUCACACAUCCGUCGCCUGGCUCUAAAGAGGGUGCGCCUAGUGCUGCAGGCAUUGUUGCGAGCGUCGAUAAAUUUCUGGGCCAAUGGCCUGGGGCGUUCAGCUUACAGGAAGGGCGAAAGGAGAUGGUCUCUGCCCUAGAAUCACUCUUCCUAUCUCGUCUGAAGCUUUGGGAGAAGCGCAACAGGCAGCUCCCCGAAAAUAUCAUCAUUUACCGAGAUGGUGUGUCAGAAGGUCAAUAUCAGCUCGUCAUAGAGCAAGAGCUCCCCUUGAUCCGCAACGCAUGCAGGCAGGCAUAUCCUGCUACGGCUACUAAGCAAGGGUAUCCUAAGCUUACCAUUGCUGUCUGCGGAAAACGUCACCAUACCCGCUUUUAUCCCGCGCAUGAGGGAGAGGCAGACCGCUCUUCGAACUGCGCGCCUGGGACUGUUGUGGAUCGUGGAGUCACAGAGGUUCGUGGCUGGGACUUCUUUCUUCAGCCGCACGCAUGUCUUCAAGGCACCGCACGCACAGGUCAUUACUAUGUGGUCCUUGACGAGAUUCUCAGGACUCGACCCGUUAAGCCACCUUUCCAGAACCCUUCAGAUGCUCUGGAAGAUCUGACCCACAACAUGUGCCAUCUGUUUGGUCGUGCUACGAAGGCCGUCAGUCUAUGUCCCCCAGCCUAUUAUGCAGAUCUCCUCUGCACUCGCCUGAGGUGCUACCUUUCUGAUCAAUUCGAUCCAAAUGAUUCGUCAGCCACACCAAGCGUAGUCAGUGGCGGUGCAUCUCAGACAUCCCUAGAUAUCAGCAUUGCGGAAAACCUAAAGGAUACCAUGUUUUACAUCUGAAGGAGUCUCAAUUGGACUGUUGACGUUUCAUGUCUCAAAGCGACAUAUGUUUCACCAACCAGCUCCAUAUCUGCUGAUUUUCUGGGCUCCUUCAAUUCGAUUUCCAUUAUUUGGACCUCACUUUCAUUAUAGCUGAGCUUUGCCUUUUUUUCGUCUAGCUGAAUACAAAGUGGAGUGAUGUUGCUGUGAUCGCUCUAUCUUCACUUCAAGCCUGGGCGACAAUUUAACCCUGCUGUUCCUCUUUGUGGAGACUUCACAAGACCUACAACUGUGGAGACUUUCACUUUUCUCCCUGAG